Molecule: messenger RNA, 1432 nt
Organism: Lotus japonicus
Lineage: Eukaryota; Viridiplantae; Streptophyta; Magnoliopsida; Fabales; Fabaceae
Product: farnesyl pyrophosphate synthase 1
Exons: 12
Coding region: 193-1221 (342 amino acids)
Biological process (GO): trans, trans-farnesyl diphosphate biosynthetic process
Cellular component (GO): cytoplasm
Molecular function (GO): (2E,6E)-farnesyl diphosphate synthase activity; dimethylallyltranstransferase activity
Source: RefSeq, a predicted model, not a curated record
CUCUCUCUCACUCACUCACACACACACAGUAGCUCUCUCUCCUUACUUGUCUCGUUGUUUCUCGUCCUCUCUCUCUCUCUCUCUCUGUCUUUAUUCCCCGCCCUCCCUUUCUCUUCGCUUAUAUAUAUUUUUCUCAUUGCAAUUUUCACCAUCCCCUCUCUCUCUCUCUCUCUUCCUUUGCAUUAUUCAUCAAUGGCAGAUCUCAAGUCCACAUUCUUGAAUGUCUACUCCGUCCUCAAAUCGGAGCUCCUCCACGACCCCGCCUUCGAGUGGUCCGAUGAAUCUCGUCAAUGGGUUGACCGGAUGCUGGACUACAAUGUUCCUGGAGGGAAGCUGAACCGUGGUCUGUCAGUUAUUGACAGCUAUAGAUUGCUAAAAGAAGGACAGGCAUUAAAUGAUGACGAAAUUUUCCUUGCUAGUGCUCUUGGUUGGUGUAUUGAAUGGCUUCAGGCAUAUUUUCUUGUUCUUGAUGACAUUAUGGAUAACUCUCACACACGUCGGGGUCAGCCAUGCUGGUAUAGAAUACCCAAGGUUGGACUGAUUGCAGCAAAUGAUGGAAUUCUCCUACGAAAUCAUAUUCCCCGUAUCCUUAAGAAACACUUCAGGGGAAAGCCAUACUACGCUGAUCUUCUUGAUUUGUUCAAUGAGGUUGAGUUCCAGACUGCUUCAGGACAGAUGAUAGAUCUGAUCACCACACUGGAAGGAGAAAAGGACCUUUCCAAAUACACAUUAUCACUGCAUCGGCGUAUUGUUCAGUACAAGACUGCCUAUUAUUCAUUUUACCUUCCAGUUGCAUGUGCAUUGCUCAUGGCUGGUGAGAAUCUGGAUAACCAUAUUGAUGUGAAGGACAUUCUUGUUGAGAUGGGAACAUACUUUCAAGUUCAGGAUGAUUAUUUGGAUUGCUUUGGUGAUCCUCAAACAAUUGGAAAGAUAGGUACAGAUAUUGAAGAUUAUAAAUGCUCUUGGUUAGCUGUGAAAGCAGUGGAACUUAGCAAUGAAGAACAAAAGAAAGUUUUAUAUGAAAACUAUGGGAGACCAGAUCCAGAAAAUGUUGCUAAAGUGAAGGUCCUGUAUAACAAGCUUAAUCUUCAGGGUGUAUUUGCUGAGUAUGAGAGCUCGACCUAUGAGAAGCUUGUGAGCUCCAUUGACGCUCAUCCUAGCAAAGCAGUUCAAGCUGUCUUGAAGUCCUUCUUGGCUAAAAUUUACAAGAGGGAGAAGUAGAUUCAAUCUAAGGCCGGGGUCAAAAUUGUUGAAGAUGCUAUAGAAUCUAGAAUCCUGAUUUCUAUCUAGAGCUGUACUUCUGAAAAAUUGAUCUUCUUAUUAUUGUCCCUUUGUAUUUUUCCCUUUUGAGGGUGAUAAAUCUUGUUGUAUUUUAUCAUGUAAACUGUCUUGUGUUACUUGUUUGGUUACUAAUAAUCUUUCUUAUUCUAAA